ACUUCCUGUUGCUCAGAUUAGGGACUAGAUCCCUGUUUCAACAGCGCUGCGAAAUUGCAGCAUGCAACCGGCGGUCCCUUCAACAGAUUCUCCUGUCCUUCGAGGAUUUCCCUUGCCCUCUGAUCAGAUUGCUGACCCUUCUCGGGAGACAGCAGUUAGCUUCGAGUCUCAGCUUUAUGAGGCCGAGCCCCCCAAAACCCCGCUUAACCCGGUCUUAACCCAGUCAACCAGUCCUAGUGGAGGAACUGGUUUGGCUGAACUCAAGGGGUUUCGUUUGGGUGACGUCGACAACCCCCGGGGAACAGCUGUCAGCUUUGCUGCGGGUUAUCAGCCAGGGGCAUCAACACCGGAAGUCAAAACCCGCUCAAUACUGUCCGACGUCCCUGCACCCCGGCCCCUAAAACCUCCCCCUGACCAGCUCAAAAGACGGGCCGACGCUGACCCCCCGGUGCUAAAGGGGUUUCGUUUGACACCGGAUGAGGCCCACGCCCGCGACGCCGCGCUGAGCUUCUUCAGAGGCAGCUCCCCAGGGAGUGAAGAACCGUUGCAAUCGCCAGCCUCAAACCCUUCCUUCGGGGGGGGCGUUUCCUCCUUUUCUCACCCCCCCGCAAGUCACGCCUCGGCAGUGGCACCGAAGCAAGGGGGUGAUGUCGAGUCGCCCGUUCUGAGGGGUUUCCGGCUCCCCGACGGGGGCCCUUCCAGCCCCCCCACUAGAGACGCCGCAGUCAGUUUCGAUGGGCCGCAGUCUCCAGCGGUCAUUUCACACCGCCCGUUGCUGCGCCCUGUCACAGAAGACCCCCCCUCCGCCCCCGACGUCGGCCUCUGCAUCGUUCUAACUGCCGACAGUUCCCCAAACCCCAGCCUCGGGAACUCCUUCAACAGUCCCAAAACCAUAAGCCCUGGAAACACUAGCCCGGCUGGUCGGUCAAUCAUCAGCCGGGGAGAGGGGCUCGGCGGCCUGCCCAAGGGCCGGCUGACGUGGAAUGAUGUCAUCAAUGGGGCUUCUGAAGAGAAUGCAGGGACGGGCAAGGGGUUAGGCGAAGCAGGUGCCACUGAAGCGGCAGAUGCAGAUUGCGGAGAGGAGUCUGAUGACGUCAGCGAUGGACAAGAGGAACCGGAGGGCGUAGUGUUCAAGCGGGUUGUGGCGGAGGGGGAUGAUGUCACCCUAGGUGCGGGGGCGCGCAAGGGCGAAGAUGAUGACGUCAGCACGGCCGAGGUGGGGUCAACGUCAGAGAGCCGUAUGGGAAGAAAUGACGUGAAGCUGACCUUAGAUGUCGAAAAGGGAGGUUUCAAAGGAGUGGUUGCAUCCGGUCAAAGGAUGGGAGCGGAGCAAGGGCAGGGGAUGAAGGGAGGGGGAAGCGACACAAAAGAGGACGGAACGGCACAGCUUCAAGGGAAGUCUGCAGCAGCGUCGGGGAGCCCAUCCGGUCCCGUAGAAAGAAGCGUGGAGUCGCUUGAAGAAGAUUGGCACGGGGAAGGGGAGGCUGAAACGGAGGCGGCAAGGGGCAGCGGAUCGAGAUAUAAGGUCACAGGGAACGCUUGGACCGGGAUGGAUCUGAACGGAACGGAUUGGGGCAGACCGGAACCGACGGGAGUGCAACGGACUACCGGUGGGAAGCGGCCGGACGCGCAGCCGCAGAAGGAGUGGGCGGACUCCCAUGAGGACGUCAACGAGCCGGUCAUCUCAGCUGCACGGGCGUUCAGUCCGAAGCAGAAGGCGCCAGUUUUAGGGUCACCUUUUCGGGCCGAGGGCCUGCGUUCCGGGGGGGAUGUGUCGAGGUCACCCAGCUUCGAAAGGCUGCCGAGCUUUUCGGACAGGGAGGGGUCCGAAGUCGUGUCCGCAGCGAAGGCGUUCAGCCCGAAAGGGGGGGGUAAGACCAGGCUGGGGAGUACGGAAAAGUCGGCCACUCAGGACGAGGAGGAGACGGGGGCGAAGAACGGGCGGCAGAGUGUCGAUGGUCGGGGGCACAACGCGCACGGGUCUGCAGAGUUCGAGCAUAUUGCUGAACAUGUUUCAGCUGCCAGCUUGGAAGCAUCCGGAGAUAGUGCUGGAGCUGUGACUUCAUCGCGGGUGACGUCAGCGGAGGUUGCCGGUGAUGUCAGCGGGGAAACGGGGGGGCAAGGCCACGGGAGAGAGCCAGGAAGUGGGGUUGUGAAGCCGGGGGCCAAGGGCGGGACGGCCAAAGAGGUGCCAAGCAAGCGGGUGCUCAAGGAAAUCGUCUGGGAAGGAAACGGGAGCGAAGUUUCGCAUGAGGAGGGAAAGGGAGUUCGUGAACCUGUCGCGGCGACUGGAACGGCUCUGCCGGGGAGCGAGCCUGGCUCCAAGCAGAAGGCGGCCCCUCCAGCAAUGGAGCCAAAACCUGCGGUCAAAGAACCCGGUGAAACACCCCGGCCGAAGCCUCGGCGGCGCAAACCAGAGGGGAACGGCCCGGUUGUUGGCAACCGGGACUCGGGAUCACCAGACGGGUUGACUCUUCUCGCUGCUCAGUACGAGGAUUCGCCUCCUCGGAAGGUCCCUCCUUCAGAGCCAUCUCAAGCAUCUCGGCCUCAGCAAGAACAUGUCUUCAGACCAGCGGGAGAUGCAGUCAGGGGCGUGGAUAGAAUUAGAGAAGGGGGGCGGAUCUUGAGUCCGGAAAGCGGCGCCCGUAUUCCGAAAACGGUCCACUCGGGCGCAAACCCCCCUGUCAAACGGAGUCAGCCUAAACCCCGGUCAGAAGAAGUCUGGAGCGAGGACGGGGGAUGGACUGGAAACACUAUGGACGCUCCUUCGAGUCCGGACACGCUUCCAACGGGUACGAACUCCCCUAAGAAGCAGACUCAACCGAGGCCCCGGGUUUUAGAGUCUGCUCCAGGAUCCCCACUUAAAGCCGGAGAGUCUCCGAGAGCGCCUCGGAAACCGGCGCCCAAACCCUCAAACUCCGCCAGCGAGCCCCCGCCAACGGCUUCCUUGAGCACAGGGGGGCAAACCAAGCAGCAAACCGCACCCCCCCCUGCAAAGCGUCCAGCCAGACCCCCUGGUUCGGAGGACGGAGCACCCGGUUCAAACAGGCCUGGUCUCGGAGAAAUAGGGGGUUUCGAAAACACGGUGACCCUCCGCCCGGUAAAGACCAGUCGCCCCGACUCCAGCGGCCAAGAUAUACCCCGUACUCAACCCUUGAGCCCAGCCCCUUCAAGCAGUCCUUCUCAUGUGGGUAUGUUCCCUGGUUUGAACGCUGCUGCGCGACAAUCGGCCCGAAACACUCCGGACGAUUCGGACCAUCUCAGAAUGCCGGAGCUUUCGGUCAGCCCCCGCGUCGCGCCUGCCAAUCGCCCAAAGCCUCACCCCGUCCCCGGUGCAGGAAGCACUCCCCGGGCUGCGCCACGUGGCAGCCACGUGGCUCCACAUCCGCCGCCGUCGGACCCACCCCGGGCUUCGAAUGCUGCCCCCGGAAGCGUGCCACGUGGCAGCCACGUGGUUUCGAACCUCCCUGCAGGUUCUGACACCCCCCGGUCUUGUGACGCUCCGAUGACAGACCCGUACCUCCUUUCCGAGCCCUACAAGCCCAGCACGUUCGGGGCCCCUGCCCGUCCCACUUCGGGGGGGCGCCCGCUCACUGCAGAACGCCCCCCCAGCGCGGACACGGCCAGCCGGUACACGUAUAGUGAACGGCCAAUCAGUGCGGAGCGGUGGGUGGCGCCAUCAGAGUCUGAAACCCUAACCCAUCCUCCAAACCCGCCUGAGAACCUGCCGGGCAAUCACGCGCGCUCUUUCCCGCCCGAGUUGGCGCACGUCCUUCCAUUCCCCUUCUCUGGAGUGCCGCCCAUGUUGGGACACGUGGCAGCACCUCACUGGCCGCUGGCGCUGGGGCCGGACAGUCAGUUUGUUAGGUCGUCGAGUGAGGGUUUUGGUGCAGUAGCCUCGCUUAACCGGAAUGGGUUAUUCCCCUUCCUGGAUCCCUACCAACAGCUGCAAGCGCAGUUGAUGCAGCAGUACCCCGGGAUUAGCUUCCCCCCGCCCGGUUUGGGGAACCCGUACGGAAGCCCGUUGACUAAACCCGAAAACCCUCUGCCCGCGCACGCGUAUACGCCCAGCCUUUCGCACCUGCCCGCCCCGUCUCAAGAGUUUCCACACCCACAGAGUCAGCCCCAAACCGGUUUGACCCAAACCCCUUUUGCGCACCUCCAAAGCAACGCACAUCCAUUUGGUUCGUUCCCUAACCCCGGGCUCCAGUAUCCCCCCUUUUCCCACCCCUACUUUCCGUAUGGCAUCCCUCCUCCUUUCUACUCCCCCCCUCCUUCUGUCUUCCCCUUCGCUUCUGCAUCCGGGCCACUCAGUCAGGGUUCUGAAGCGGGGACUUCGCAGGGGGGUCCAAUUGCCGGCAGUUUUGUCCCCCCUCCGGAGCCCAGGUCUGCAAGCCGGGAGGGGUUGGACAGGAGCGCGUCUGCCCGAAGCGAGCUUCUGAAGGCUAGGGACACCGCAAUCCAGAGGGCGCAACAACGGGCUUCCAGAAAAGAAGCAUUGGUUCCUCCUCAACCUGUGACCAAACCCCCCGAACCAAAGGCACCCCCCCCGCCAGAUCUGAACCCUCUGAAACCCGCAAGUUCGGACCCCACAGGAAGAGCAAGAUCCUUAGCAGGCUCCGCACCUCGCAAAACUUCCAUAACCCAGAACCCCAAACCCCUGGGUCCUUCAAAAGUGGUACGGUCCCUAGAGUCGACGUCAGCGAAACAGCAACCACGGGUUGUCGUUGGCUCUGACGUCGUCCCUCCUGUGGCUGCCCCGUCAUCCAGACGUCAGCAAGCGCCUAACCUCCACACCAACCCCCUCACAAACCCUCCCGUCAACCCCUCCACAAACCCUCAGCAUAACCGGCUGCCAAACCCGGCUCCAAACCCUCCUCAUAUACCGGGGCACCCCCUCCAUGCGGCGUCGGAAACCCUCCCCUCAUACGACGACUUCCUAGAGUUUCUCCGCUUCCGGUCGGCUCUUGCGGCCCAAGCACCAGGCGCGCUGACGUCAGCAUCCGCGCUCGCCGCCGCCUUCUCUCCUGCUGCCCCCCACCCCGGCUCGCUAAUGGAGGGUAUGCAAGGGUCAGCUAACCCGUUCGGAGGUGCGCUGACGUCAGCAGUCCCGAACGCCCGUCCGCCAGCAGGUCUCCCCGUACUCCCAAGCGGGGCGUCUCGGAAAGCAGCCCAGGCUGGGCUGCUGACGUCAGCAACGGCUCGGGGGCGCGCCGCCGCUGACCACCAAAAGCUCGCAUCGGCCGCUCGCACGAUCCAAACGCUAUGGCGGGAGCAUAAGCUGUUGAAGCGGGAGCGGCGCCUCCGGGAGGCCCCCGAGCGGCGGGCCGGGAUGCUGCUGACGUGGCGCUUCCGGGCGCGCUUUUUGCACUUGAGAAGGGUCGCCGUUUUCCUACAGUCCCUCCGCAGGGGAGUGCUCUCGCGCCGGCGCUUCUGGGCGACACGAAAAGCGGUUCGGAUCAUUCAGAGCGGCUGGAAGCUCUUCCGGGCCUCACUCAGCGGAUGGCAGCGGGGGAAGCUUAGAGAGUUGCGGGACUUCUAUCGUUACGUGAGGGAGAACCUGGAGGUGGUGGGGUUGGAAGCGCCGUCGUUUCGAAGCUUUGCGCGGCUGAUGGAGAGACUGAUGGCCGCCACGGAAGGGGCGCGUGUGCGGCGUCGAUUGCGGGGCCGGAAGGCGAUCGCACUUGUCAGUGAGAUGCGGGAUAUACGGGACCUCUUGCGGCAACUAGAGGUGGAGAAAGCGCGGGGCGGUGCCACGCCCGACCGCCAGCUGGAAAAGACGCUCCGUGUGCAGCUCCGCCAGAAGCACGUCCUGCUCGAGAGAGCCGCGCACACCCCUCUCCUCUCUAGUUCCCCGUCCAAUGUGAAUACGCCCCUCUCAUCCCCGCACCCGAGCUCAGCUGGGUUUGGACGCAACCAAAGGGGAUUUGGACGCAACGGAAGGGGGUUCGGACCGGAUCAAAGCGGCUCCGGACGCGAUCUAGCGAGAGUCGGACGGACUUCGGUGGAACCCGGGCGGAAUUCGGGCGGCUUUGGACGGAAUCCGGAGGGGCUCGGACGCGACCAAAGCGUUCCAGACGCACUGCGCGCGUGGGCGUCCGGAUCCGUCGGCGGACAUCCAGAAGAGCGGCGCCGGUCCUUGUUCGAAAACGGCAGCGGCAACGGACGGGCUCCCAGGAGCACUUUCGAGAAAAACGAGGCGCUGGCCGCCGCUUAUGCAGAAAACUCCCGCUCUAGUUUUGCGAGCAGCGCAAACCCUAGCCGCGCCUUUUCACACCAGGGCGGGGCGACGCGAGCACGCGCACCGGUGGCGGAGAGCAACCGGAUCUCCUUCCGGGGGGCUUCGAUUGGCUUUGGAAAUAUACCCCCGGCAGUGGCAACAAGCCGGCCAACGGAUCGGACAGGACGUGGACGGGCUUUUGUAGCCGACGAAAGUGCGGCGGGCAUGUUCGGACAGUUUGCCGGGCCCGUGUUUCGGACUUUCGACGAGGGGCUGAGCUUAUCUCCGGUCAGGGUGAAUUCUCCGCCGGCUAGAAGCAGGGCUACAACAGCGGAACAGGCGGACGAAAGUCUGCGGGAGACAAGACCUGGCGCGGCGCAGGAUGCUACAAAACGGGGCCAAAGGAAAAGCGUUAGGAGUGACGAGGAGGGUUGGAUUGAGUUCGAGGACGUUCCAUAUGAGUCGGAGUCAGACGGCAUGCCAGACGCAGUCGAGUUCAACCGUCAUUCACUUCCGCUGAACGAAGAUCGUUUCACGGAUAACCGGCCAGGUCCAAGGAGACAGGGAAGGGGAGCCUACGACGUGGAAGACUUGGCUCGGGCCAGUGCGAGCGCGCACCGCCAUCUACCAGCUGACGGGAGCCAAGCGGCUGCCUCCCGGCAAAACGGGUCAAGCGCUAGCCGUGGGACAGCAGUGCGGCUCCCAAACCGGGUUAGCUAUGACGACAUCCCGAUAACCGCCUCCGCCACGCCGCGCCCCCACCCGGACUUGCACGUGGACGUUCCCAGUCGCUCCAACCCCCCCUCGCAAAACCCGUCUCCUUCCGAGAAUCCCGGAAGGGGUCCCGCCAAGCGCCCGUUCCUACGCGCUCGCUCCGGACGCCUCGGGACGAGCUUCACGAUACCGGACCACCUCAAACUGUCCGUCAACGAGACGCCACGUGGCGCGUCUGGGGACGUGCCAAGUGGCACCACCGGGGACGCGCCAGGUGGCGGCGCCGGCCCUGCUUUAGAUUCUGCGGAGCUCGGGCCGAGCACUGCGCCAGGAAAUCUGGGACGGUCGUUGUUUGCGGACGGGCAUAGGGUCAAGAGGAGGGUUAAGCGUAACCCGCUCGAGGGAGAGAUUUCGAUCUUGGAGAGAGAUGAGGAAGGGGAAGAGAGCGAGGAGCCGCCGAAACGGGCGUUCCUGCAGCGGAAGUCGAAGGCGAUGCCAAUGCAGAAGCUGGAUUGGUCGAAGGUUAAGUCCCUGGUCGAGGCCCGUCUGGACCCUGAAAAGUUUGCCGCCUCGUGUCGCACUGGCGCCUCAAAGAAAGAUGAGCCGCCGCCCCUGCCGGACUACAAAAACGUGAAGAGCCGGCUUCUGGCUUAUCGUGAGCCCAACAAAAAGUAUUCCUCAGUCGAAGAAGAGCCCUCCUUCGAACCAGGCGACCAGGCCCCUUCUCUUAGACUGCCCACGUCGCCACGAAGGAAACCGGGUAAGAGCGCAGCGCGAGACCUGAAACGGAGCGGAUCGGAGGAGAGCUUCGACGGCGGAAAGCGGAACGGACACGUGGCAGCCCGUGAGAGGACGGAGAAGGUUGUGAGGAAUGGGCGGGGGGGUUUGGAGGGCGCCAGAAAAGAGGCGUGGGUGGCCAGUGACACUGACAGCGAGGGGCGGUCUCUCGGAUCUCAGAACCGGAGACCCCCCCGCAAGGCGGAAAGUCGGAAGAAGCAUAAGGGAGACGAGGCGAGCACGCCCCGAAGAACCGGAAGAGGUGCGGCUGGGCGUUUGCAUCAGGAGGGAAGCGAAGAGGAACCCGGAGAGGACGGAGUCGCGAGUCAAGGGGAGCUGUCGUCGACAGGGGAGCUUUUGGAACGGAUGUACCAAAAGUUGCAACGCGAUGGGGGGGUGGAGUUCAGCAGUCUGUUCCCCAGGAGGAGAGGGGGGGAGAGCGUCAUUCCUAGGCUCAGGGGUGACGAGGACAUGUUCAGCGACCAGGGCAACAGCUUGUACAGUCGGCUGACGAGGGAAUCAGGAUUUGACAGGCUCGAGUUGGGCCGUUUGACCUUCGUAGCCGCUUCUGAUGGGCUGAAAGAGCGUUGAUUGAAGCACCGAUGCUUCUCGUGAAUAUAGCUGAUUCGUCAAGAGUAAACGUGAGAUGAGUUGAGAGCAUGCUGGUUUUCAUGGCAGCGAUGAGUGAACCCCUUCAGAUUGGGGGACCUACCAAUUUGUGGACGGUCUUUAAAGACUGCAAAUAUUGUGACUUUGAAACACAGCUUCUGUCGAGAGGGCUUGUAAAAUCAGACUUGCUAUUCUGAUUCAAGGUGGCGCAAGCGGCGGGC
Klebsormidium nitens is the source of this 8541-nucleotide messenger RNA. The record is from the annotation of a GenBank genome assembly. Lineage: Eukaryota; Viridiplantae; Streptophyta; Klebsormidiophyceae; Klebsormidiales; Klebsormidiaceae.